GUUUUGAUUUCGUACUUCUUUCACCCGCUGUAACACGUGAAAAAAAUGUGGACAGGUGCAAACAUUCAAUGAAACUGUCAGUCAGUAACAGGGGCAUUAAAAACCAUACACAAAGCACGAGUGGAUGUUUCUUUUUUCGCGUAAUAACUAACUUACCAUGUCAGACAGUGAAGACGAGCCGCAAUUAUCGGCACAUGCAUUAGCUGCACUGCAAGAAUUCUACACGGAACAAGCUGUGAAGGAAGCAGAAGUACAAGAUGUUCUGCGAACAAACAAAGUAGAAGAACUGAAACUCGAUGAAAACUGGCAAUUAAGUCAGUUCUGGUAUGAUGAUGAAACCACUAGAAUCUUGGCAGAAGCAGCAGUGAAGGCAGCUGGUGAGAGUGGAAAAAUUGCUUUGAUUUCCUGUCCAACAUUAUUUCCCAUGAUCAAGAAGACCCAUAAAUCAGUUGUGAAGCUGUUUGAGUAUGAUCAACGAUUUGCAUUAUAUGGGGAUGACUAUAUUUUUUAUGAUUACAAGUCUCCAUUACAAAUUCCAGAAUCAUUUCAGCAUUAUUUCGAUGUCAUUGUUGCUGAUCCACCUUUCUUGUCAGAUGAAUGCUUAUCUAAAACUUGUGAGACAGUCAAGUUUUUGACAAGGAAUAAAAUAAUUCUUUGCACUGGUGCAGUUAUGGAAAAUCUAGCUUCAAGACUAUUGGAUGUAAGGAAAAGCUACUUUCAACCAAAACAUAAAAACAAUCUGGCAAAUGAAUUUUCUUGCUUUACAAACUGUGAGGAAUUGCUGGACAAAGACUCUCUCAAAUCUUUUAUUUAAUGCUGUGCAAUAAAAAUAUUUUUUCUUA
Schistocerca nitens (vagrant locust) is the source of this 842-nucleotide messenger RNA. RefSeq names its product EEF1A lysine methyltransferase 1. Gene Ontology annotation, molecular function: nucleic acid binding; protein-lysine N-methyltransferase activity. Gene Ontology annotation, biological process: methylation. Lineage: Eukaryota; Metazoa; Arthropoda; Insecta; Orthoptera; Acrididae. Bases 158 to 814 code for a protein of 218 amino acids. The transcript is spliced from 4 exons. The record is from RefSeq and is a predicted model, not a curated record.